CAUGGGUUUCAGAGGAAUGCUCUUCAAGCAGUAUCUCCUGCCACCAUGGAAGUCUUGAUGCGUGUUUUAGCAGACUGUGACAACUGGGAUGACAGGAACCCUGAGGAAGUGAGCAGGAAGGCAGAGCUGACUCUCAAGUGCCUGACAGAAGUUGUCCAUAUCCUUCUAACCAGCAGUUCUGACCAGCGACAAGUGGAGACCAGCACAAUCCUGGAGAACUAUUUCAAGUUGCUCAAUUCAGACCAUUCAGCUUUGCCUAAUCCAAGGCGGUGCAGGCAGUGGGAGAGCAGGUUCAUAGCCCUGCAGAUCCAGAUGCUGAAUACCAUCACAGCCAUGUUAGACUGCACAGACAGGCCUGUUCUGCAGGCAAUUUUCCUGAACAGUAACUGCUUUGAGCACCUCAUUCGACUGUUGCAGAACUGCAAGCUAUUUUUAAAUGCUAACAAUAAAGUGGCAGACAAGAGUGAGAAAGACCUUGCCAACAAAUUACUGACAGAAAUGAAUGAGGACCAGGUGUUCCAGGGCCACCUAGACAGCCUGGCAGUAUCAACCAUUCAAGCCCUCACAGCAGUCAUGCACAAGUCUCCAGCUGCUAAGGAGGUCUUCAAGGAGAGGAUUGGCUAUGCACACAUGCAUGAGGUACUCAAAUCACUGGGUCAGCCCUCACGGGAGCUGCUGGAAGAACUCAUGAACAUGGCUGUUGAAGGGGACCACAUGGCUGUUGGGAUACUAGGCAUUAGCAAUGUCCAGCCCUUGUUGCUGCUUAUCCAGUGGCUUCCAGAACUAGAAUCACACGAGCUGCAGAUUUUCAUCUCCAACUGGCUGAAGCGAAUCUGCUGCAUUAACAGCCAGAGUCGUGCCACGUGUGUCAAUGCCAACAUGGUCAUCUGCAUCAUUGAGGCACUAAACUCCCACUCUGCUCUCCACUGCUCUUGUGCAGAGAACCUCAUUGCCCUCCUGGGCUCUUUGGGGAGCCAGUCCAUGGGCUCAGAAGAACUCCUUCAACUCCUACGGCUCCUGAGGACCGAGGAGCCAAACCAAGCUCACCCUUAUGUUGUUCCAGUGAUGAGAGCUAUUCUGGCAAUGGCCAGGAAGCAGGGCAUGGCUAGUGCCUUGCAGUACUUCAACUUGUCCCACAGCAUGGCUGGAAUUGCUGUUCCAUCAAUUCAUAAGUGGCCAGGCUCUGCAUUUUCUUUCAAUGCUUGGCUCUGCCUUGACCAGGACCAGGUGGAUCCUAGCACGACCAGCAAAAGUGGCAAGAGGAAGCAACUCUAUAGCUUUUUUACAGGCAGUGGCAUGGGUUUUGAGGCAUUUAUCACAUACUCUGGGGUGCUGGUGGUUGCAGUUUGCACAAAGAGAGAAUAUGCAACAGUGAUGCUUCCUGACCAUUGCUUCUUUGACUCUCUCUGGCACAACAUAACUAUUGUUCACAUGCCUGGGAAGAGGCCCUUUGGUCAGAGCCUUGUGUACAUCUAUGUCAAUGGGCAGCAGAAGGUCUCUGCCCCUCUUCGAUUCCCUGCCAUGAAUGAAUCUUUUACUUCUUGCUGCAUUGGUUCAGCUGGGCAGAGAACAACAACUCCUCCUCCAUCUCAGAUACCAGAUCCUCCCUUCUCCUCCCCCAUCCUGCCACAUAGGACAUCCCUUGGGGGGAUUCUCUCUACAGGAGGCUGGGGAGGGAUGCUUGGAAAACCAGAGCUCAUCACCAAGAUGAUCUCAGCAGGGACUCAGGACAGUGAGUGGGGAUGCCCAACAUCUUUGGAGGGCCAGCUUGGAUCAGUUAUCAUCUUUCAUGAAGCACUGCAGCCUCCUCAGGUGAAAGCAUUGUAUUUAGCAGGUCCAAACUGUUUAACUCCAUGGAAGUCUCAAGAGGCUGAAGUAGCAGAUCUCCCCAGUAAAGUGCUGCUUCAUUAUACACCAAAGGCCUGCAGAAACCCAAUCUGUCUGGACCUGUCUGCAAAUCUCCUACAUGGAAGACUAACUGGAAACAAAGUGGUAAACUGGGACAUCAAGGAUAUGAUCAACUGUAUUGGUGGAGUAAAUGUGCUGUUUCCAUUGCUGGAGCAGAUCUGUUUUCUUGGUGAACAGAUGUCUGAGAAGUCUGAAGGAGAAACUCUACCUCCAGAACUAGUUACUCCUGUGGAGGGAGAUUGGGUGGUGUUGUCAUCUACAAAGGCAUCAGAAGCACGCCUGGAGAAGAACAUUGUUGCAACUUUCAUCUUGAUGAUAAAACACUUCAUACAGAGACACCACGUGAAUCAAGAAAAUCUCAUUCACUCCCAUGGAGUUGCCACCCUAGGAGCCUUGUUACAGAAGGUGCCAAGCAGCUUAAUGGAUGUGAAUGUACUGAUGGCUGUGCAGUUGUUGAUAGAACAAGUCUCAGUGGAAAAAAACAUGCAGCUUUUGCAACAGAUGUAUCAACACUUACUUUUUGACUUCAGUAUCUGGAACAGUGGGGACUUCCCCUUCAGAAUUGGGCAUAUACAAUAUCUUUCUACAAUCAUCAAAGACAGCAGAAGACUCUUCAGGAAGAAAUAUGGUGUGCAGUUUCUUCUAGACACACUCAGGAUUUAUUAUGGUGGCUGCAGAGACAGUGACUUGGCUCCUGAUGACCUGAGGACGAUACGGACAUCACUCUAUGGGCUGAUCAAGUAUUUCCUCAGCAAAGGUGGAACACAUGAAGAAAUACAGAGCAUUGUUGGGUACAUAGCUGCCACCACUGAAGAGGAGCAGCUCUGUGGAAUUCUGGAUGUUCUCUUCAGCCUACUUCAUUCCAGCCCCACCCCCGACCAGCUAUUUCUGUUGCUUUUUGAACCAGGGAAUGCUGACAUUCUUUAUGCUCUGUUAUUGCAUCAGAGAUACUCUGACAGGCUGAGAGAACUCGUGUUCAAGGUAAUGGAUUGUAUUAUUUGUUGGUCAGUUCAUCAGUUGGACAGAAUUUGUGUUUUUCAAUGGUCUCACUGCAGAA
This is a messenger RNA of Merops nubicus (carmine bee-eater), 2965 nucleotides long. Its product is annotated as neurobeachin-like protein 1. Gene Ontology annotation, cellular component: cytosol; membrane. Gene Ontology annotation, biological process: intracellular protein localization. Gene Ontology annotation, molecular function: protein kinase binding. The record is from RefSeq and is a predicted model, not a curated record. The annotation marks the transcript as partial. The transcript has 17 exons. Lineage: Eukaryota; Metazoa; Chordata; Aves; Coraciiformes; Meropidae.